Molecule: messenger RNA, 3245 nt
Organism: Ornithodoros turicata
Lineage: Eukaryota; Metazoa; Arthropoda; Arachnida; Ixodida; Argasidae
Exons: 24
Coding region: 95-3082 (995 amino acids)
Source: RefSeq, a predicted model, not a curated record
CACCGCUUGAGGAGACAGCUUGUGUAUGGACACCCAUCUAUUGUGUUCUUACAGGCUUUACUUCCAGUGUUGACUAAGGGGUGGAAUCUGCUCAAUGUCGUCUCACAGAAUGCAGCAACUGAUUGUGGUCGGCCUGUUUUUGUCGCUGACAUCUGUCCUGCCCGUAGAGUCCAAAUGCGAAGUGAAGAAUGCGCCUAACGUCUCAGGAUGGCGUUUCCAAAGAUUUCCCAACAUCUUGUUCUAUUACAAGGCUGGCUACAAGUUGUCUGCAGAAGUGAACUCGGGCAACGCGACGGUGGUAUUUACCGAAUACUUCUCGUACAACCACAACAAAGGUUACUUGACGAGUAAACAGGACAACGAAACGGUGGACGCCUACUACAGUGGUGACACGGAUGAAGCUUUCAUAUUUAAAGGCGAUGCGUGUGUCACUACCAAAUUAGAUGGCGCUGCACCGUUUCUAUCAGGCACAAAGCUUCUCACAUUUAUUACACCAUGGCGAACUUAUAAGAUCGCCGGUCCAUCUUCUCUCUUCGUUGUGGCCGCCAUCGCCUUUACCCAACGCAGAAGCAACCGACCAAUUUACCAAGGCUCUGGAGGUGAUGUUCGCGGAAUUCGUACAAUGAGGUGGGACUUUUGCUUGAACGAUGACGAGCCACCCUACGAGUUCUACUUCGCAGAUCCCUCAUGGGACAACGGAUAUGGUAACCUGAUGAAGCCUCUGCCCGUGCGCAUCAAACAGGGAGACGAGUACACCGAAUUGAUGCAAGUGCAGCCUUACAACAUCGACAGCAAUCGUGUUUUCCAGAUUCCCCAGAGCAAAGGCUGCGCCCGGCUUUUCAAGAGUAAAGAAAAACCAGUGACUUUCGGCAACAUCACGAUGUCAUUCCACGCAGAACUCAUGUUCACGAAUCCUGUGGUCAACGGGCCCUACCACUACAUUUCACAUCUAGACAUUGUCAACGACCCGGUCUCGAAGCAUUUCAGCAUGACCUAUUCUCCCUGGGACACAGCAGCUGCUCCGAAGAGUCAACUCAUUCCUGGAGAAGAGUACCAGGAGAUCUUCGAUACCGCCAACGGUAUUAAGUACCAUCUGCAAAAGCAGUUUCCACGCUGCCUCAUCUCGAGCGAAAAGACUUCAAGGCCCACUGUCCAGUUGCCCGACAACAGCAGCAUGGCAGUGCUAGAUUUCCUCCUGCCUACAGCACAGAUGUUAAAGGACGCCGUCUACCUUGGACGACAAAACGAGCGUGGACUCGGAGUACAUGUGUUCGAGGUGACCAGGAAGGGACUGUAUGUGAACACCGUAUUUCUCCAGCAAGCCGUCAUCACAUAUUCAUAUCUGGCGGACGUUGGGCCGGGGCCACUGACUCAGGCGAACCUUCCUGUCAAAGUGACAGUAGCGGCAUACACUACAGAGACAAAGCUCUACUACAACCUGGCAAUGAAUAUUCAUCACGUGGACACCAAUUUAAGAGACUUACACGAAAGGCUGAAUAUUGUGAGCUGUUACUCCGACGAAAAGACAGAUUACAGUUGGCUACAGAUUGCGUUCACAGAGCAAAGCAGAUACCCUGCAUUUCUGGCUGAAAGUGCCCCUCAAAUUAAAGACAAGUUCCAGACAGAGUUCCUGCGGAUCACUAAACUGUCGCCACUACGAGUGCCGCGCGUUCUCGUUGACUUUGCCGAUUCCAUGGUGUACGUGACAGUUCUGCUUCUCGAACGUCCACUUCUUGGCGGUGACUACAAGCUGAAGGCUGGCACAGGUAUAACUCGUCCUGAUUUGUCAGCUGGAGUAAUGACACUGGACGACUGCUUCAAGGAGUGCUCAAGCAGAGACUUUGAAGAGUGCAGUGCCGUGGCUUACUGUGGAGCAUCCUGCUAUGCAACUACAGCCGGUGACCCGGACACCAUGGGUGUACUUAAACCAUCACCAGACUGCAACACGUACAUCAAAAAUGAGCGUGCGCGGCGAAGAAAGCUGCCCCUUCUGUCAGAAGCCAUCGAUGACAUCAAGAAGGCUGUCUUGGCUGGGGACUUUGUGCUUAGUCUCACACUCCCUUCGUCUUGGGUGGCCACAAGUAACUUCGUAGCUGUGUCUGUUCAAGAUUCGGAAGGACAGUCCGGAGAGGUGUUCAGCGCGUCCGCAGGCGUCCGCCGUUUACAUAGAAGAGGGCCAGAUGUGGAUGGGUUCGUGUCCUCUCUGGGCGUAAAGCACAAGACCUCUGCGCCAUAUGUGAAGGCCCUUGGACGCUACCCCCUCGGCGAUUGCGCCGAGAUAUGCAGGAAUAGGGCAGAUUGCGAGUCAUUCUCGUCUUGCCUGUCAACCUCCGAGUGUACCAUUAGCUCUGUCCAUUCGGAAAAUCGCAGCCAGCUGGUGAAGGACACCCGCUGCGCUGUAUUCUCAAAGCGAUACUCGGACAGCUUUGAAGCCUACGAAGGGAUGUCGUUAGACAUGACAGCCGAUAAGAGCUUUGUAGCGGGAACCGUGGAUGACUGCGCGCGUCUCUGUGUCUCGGACAAGGACGUCAAUUGCAAGUCGUUUGACUACUGUGCCAAGCCGAGGGAUCCUGCUACCAAGUGCCGCAUACACAGCACACAUUUGCGAGACCUUGUCGAUCCCAGCCAAGUGGACAAGUCCGCUGUCGAGGGCUGUAUUCACUUUUCCAGGAUCUUCCUCUCUGACUUCCAGAAGAAGGCCGGAGUUCGUUCUAUGAGGCCUACGGCGACCACCAUCCAGAAUUUAACGGCUGAAGAAUGCGCAAAGUUGUGCCGCGAAUCUGUCUUCGACUGCCGCUCCUUCGACUUCUGCGCAGGGGGACCGAGAGGUGUCGGCACCUGCAUCCAGCACCAGGCUGGCGAUGGUGCCUUCAUUGAUGCACCAAUGUGUAAUUCGUACAUCUACGUUUCUGACCCCGAUGCUGCAGUGCUGCAGUUUAACAAUCCCAACGUGACCAACGGGUACUCAAAAGGCACAGCUGCUGGUCUUGCCGUGCUUUUGUUGCUCAUCGGUAUUGGUUUAGGAGUCGCAGCUCUCACCGCAUUUAACAUUUACAAACGCAAGUUAAGCAGCACCAGCUAAUACGUAACAUAUUUCACUCAGAAGGCUGCGUAUACAUCGGCAUUCGGCUAACACCCUCGAGAAGAGGGGUGUUCCUGUCUUCUCCCACAUGCAUUCAACGACAGUGACCUUAUCACUGUCUGUAUAUCGCUGUCUGUGACGAAUAAAGUCUGACACAAAGUAA